Vicia villosa (hairy vetch) is the source of this 1378-nucleotide messenger RNA. RefSeq names its product GDSL esterase/lipase At5g45670-like. NCBI's taxonomy places the organism in Eukaryota, Viridiplantae, Streptophyta, Magnoliopsida, Fabales, Fabaceae. The transcript is spliced from 5 exons. Gene Ontology annotation, molecular function: hydrolase activity, acting on ester bonds. Bases 40 to 1137 code for a protein of 365 amino acids. The record is from RefSeq and is a predicted model, not a curated record.
UCAUUUUCCUAUAUCAUACUUUUUUUUCUACGUAGAGAAAUGGCUUGCGAGACUAAAACAUGGUUUGGUUUGUAUCUUGUUUUCUUGGCUGCAUGCAACAUGCAGCAUUGUGUUGGUUCAUCUCAAGUGCCUUGCCUAUUCAUAUUUGGAGACUCCUUCUCUGACAGUGGAAACAACAACUAUAUUAAAACCACUGCAAAGGCCAAUUACUUGCCAUUCGGUAUCGACUUUCCAACAGGACCAACUGGAAGAGCUACCAAUGGAAGAACCAAAGUUGACAUAAUUGGCGAACUACUUGGAUUUAAAAAAUUCAUCCCACCUUUUGCAAAUACUACUGGCUAUGAUAUUCUCAAAGGUGUUAACUAUGCAUCUAGUUCGGCUGGAAUUCGUUACGAAACAGGAAAAAGAACAGCGAUUAAUAAUAUCGCAUUGGGAUUACAGUUACAAAAUCACAUAAUCACAGUGUCCAGAAUUGUUGCCAAGCUUGGCGGUUUGCGACAAGCCCAAAAUCAUUUGUCAAAGUGCUUGUAUUAUGUAUAUAUAGGCACCAAUGAUUACGCACUAAAUUAUUUUCAACCCGAUCUCUAUCCAACAAGUAGCAUCUAUAACCCUGAACAAUAUGCUCAAGCUCUUAUCGUCGAAUUAUCCUUUUAUCUACAGGUUUUGCAUAAGACUUGGGCAAGUAAACUCGUGCUAGUUGGGUUGGAUAACAUAGGUUGUGCUCCGCUUGAGAUUGCUAAUGAGGGGAAACUUAAUGGAUCAUGUGUUGAAGAACAGAAUGCUGCUGCAUUAAUAUUUAGUCAAAAGCUUAGAUCUGUUGUGGAUGAAUUCAAUGCCUUGCGAAUUUUUUCCAAAACUAUCUUCAUAAAUACCACUGCAAUCACCCUAGACAGCUCAGUUGGUUUUACUGUUACAAAUGCUUCAUGUUGUCCGACGAAGGAUAAUGGAUUUUGUUUUCCUGAUUCAAUACCAUGCACCGAUAGGAAUGAAUAUGUUUAUUUUGAUGGAAUUCACCCCACAGAAGCCGUGAACAACCUUGUUGCAUUAGCUUCGUAUGAUAGCAGUUCUUAUCCAGAUGUGACUUAUCCAAUGGAUAUCAACAAACUUGCUCAGUUCAUUUAUGAAAAGGAGACUUAGUUUGAAUUGUAUCUUUAUAUAAUUUCGUGUGUGAACAAUAAGCAGUCGUGUUUCUUUUCAGUCAAUAAGCAAUCAUAUUGCCUAAAAAAGAUUAGGGAUGAUGUCCUAGUCCUUAAUGUUGUCUUGAUGGAGUGUUUUGAUGUUGGAAUUGUUUCCCUUUCAUUGUAAUAUUGUUUGUAUCUUUAAUAGAUUCAAGUCUCAUUGGGUUCAAAUUUAUUUUGUUUUAUCAUAAUUGAAAAAA